Chiloscyllium plagiosum (whitespotted bambooshark) is the source of this 2010-nucleotide messenger RNA. RefSeq names its product PDZ domain-containing protein GIPC3. Gene Ontology annotation, molecular function: protein binding. NCBI's taxonomy places the organism in Eukaryota, Metazoa, Chordata, Chondrichthyes, Orectolobiformes, Hemiscylliidae. The record is from RefSeq and is a predicted model, not a curated record.
UGUGCUUAGAGCUCUCAUGUUACCCACGUACGCUUCCAAUGUGUGACGAAGUCAUCUUUAAUUCAAAUGCAGGCAAUACUACUUUCCAGACCAAGAUGUUGUGUGGGUCUAGGAGAAAAUGUAAAAAAGCAACAAAAUUAGAAGAGAACAGACCGAUGGAGAACGGGGUUACUGAUGAAAAUCAAAAGAGUCCCAUGGUACAAGGACAAAAGCAGGGUACAGCUGACUCUGGGCUUCCACCUGCUCCUGCACCUCCUCCUCCCCCUCCUGCUCCACGCAUUAGGCCCAGGCUGAUAUUUCACACGCAGCUGGCUCAUGGCAGUCCGACUGGCAGGAUCGAAGGCUUUACCAAUGUUAAAGAACUAUACACCAAAAUCGCAGAGGUCUUUGAGAUCUCACCAGCCGAGGUGGGUAUAGCUGAGAGAAUUCUCUUCUGCACAUUGAAUACUCACAAAGUCGAUAUGCAGAAAUUAUUGGGAGGUCAGAUUGGAUUGGAGGAUUUUAUCUUUGCCCAUGUAAAAGGACAAAUGAAGGAAGUGGAGGUGAUAAAAUCAGAAGAUGCUCUUGGUCUGACCAUCACUGACAAUGGAACAGGCUAUGCUUUCAUUAAGAGGAUAAAAGAAGACAGUACAAUUGACAGAAUUAAGACAGUCUGUGUUGGAGAUCACAUAGAGGGAAUAAACAAUCAAACGAUAGUAGGUUGUCGACAUUACGAAGUUGCCAAGAUGUUGAAAGACUUGCCCAAAGGUCAACCAUUUACACUUGGAUUAGUGGAACCAAGGAAGGCUUUCGACAUGAUUGCUCGAAGAACAAAAUGUGGCAAAUCUACAGGUGAGGGAAAAGUUGGAAGUGGAAGGGAAACUUUGCGUUUAAGAUCAAAAGGCACUGCAACAGUGGAAGAAGUUCCAACAGAGUUUGAAGAACGAGCAACUAAGAAGGUGGAUGACUUGUUGGAAAACUAUAUGGGUAUCAGAGAUACAGAAUUAGCUGCAACAAUGGUGGAAACUGGAAAAGACAAGAAGAAUCCAGAUGAGUUUGCAGAAGCACUGGACUCAAUCCUUGGUGAUUUUGCGUUUCCAGAUGAAUUUGUUUUUGAUGUGUGGGGAGCAAUUGGAGAUGCCAAGAAUGGCCGAAUAUAGCAUAAUUACUUCUUUAUGUGUGAAAUACAUCCAGCUGUGCUAUAGUUUAAAAUUUUGACUUCUCAUUAUUUUUCAGAAGUGAGUUUAAUAAAACUACCUUAAUACAAGUGAAUAUCUACACCAUUAAUACUAUAUUUACAUAAUUGAAAGUAAGUGUGUUGUUAGUAAGACGCUAAUAUACAUUAAGAAAAGAUUGAGUAACAAUAAAUAUUUGAUAAGUAAGAUUAAAAAACAAGACACCAUAUGAUUUUGGAAUGUAGUGAGAUUUAUUAGAAACCAGUUUCAGAACUAACAAAAUGAAAUGUUGGGAUGCUCCAGUCAACUUUAAGUCAUUAUUAUUCAAUAAAUGUAAUGAUUAAAUGGACACAAGUCAGAACAGUACUUUUCAGUUAAUUCAUUGAUUGAGAAAUAUUUCUUAGAUGGAGCAUAAAUAUGGACAGUAUCGCAUGAGCUCUACCUCACAUUCAGUUUGUUAAAGUCAAUGGAUUUGAAUAUUGGAGAGGGUAUAUGACUGCCAACUGAUGCAAUAACUGCAUAAUGCCCAACAUGAAGUUCAACCAUAUUGAAUCUUUCUUUAAUAUCAUUUUCUAGGACACAAUAUCAGUUUCUGCAUAAUAUGGAAAUAUUUUAUACCCUUUAGAUUUCAAAACUCAGGCUGAUGUAAAAAUGGCAUCAUUUAUUAUGUUUGUGUAGAAUAGGAAGUUGCUAAAAGUUAUAGACUAAUUUCAUUUAACAUGGUGAUACCAUGUUACUGACAUGAAAGACUCCACAAGAAUUCUGUCCUUUUGCAGUCAAUAGUGAACCCACUGAAAUCUUAUUGGCAAAGAUUAGCUAGAGUUAACCAUUUAUCACUCUCAGACUCCUGAUUACU